AUGUCUCAAAUUCCGCUUAAGCCUUAUGCUUCUAAGAUCCCUUCACAAAAUGCUAUCCUUUGUCUCCCCGACAUGACUGCAGAGGAUUUUAACGAAAAAUACUCCACUACACCAUUCAUACUUACCCGUCCAGUCAAGGACUGGGCAGGAUACAAGGAGUGGACUAUUGCAUCUUUAGUGGACAGGUACCGUGACGUCCGCUUUCGUGCCGAAAGUGUAGAUUGGCGACUCAGUGAUUACUACGAUUAUAUGAGAGACCAAACGGACGAAAGCCCGCUGUAUCUUUUUGAUCGGGCAUUUGUAGAGAAGACAGAUGGAGAGCUAGGACGUGGUUUCACAGUGCCUGAAUGCUUUGGAAAAGAUUAUUUCGAGGUUCUUGGAGAUGAGAGGCCUGAUAGACGGUGGAUGAUCCUGGGACCUGAGCGAAGCGGCAGUACAUUUCAUAAAGACCCAAAUGCGACCUCGGCCUGGAAUGCCGUUAUUGAGGGAGAGAAGUACUGGAUAAUGUUCCCACCAGGGUCUCCUCCACCCGGAGUCUAUGAAUCUGAAGACCAUAGCGAAGUUACAUCGCCCUUGAGUAUCGCAGAGUGGCUUGUAGGCUUUCACCGAGAGGCAAGGAGAACAAAAGGGUGUCGAGAAGGUAUUUGUAAAGCUGGCGAGAUACUAUACGUCCCAUCAGGAUGGUGGCAUCUUGUGGUUAACCUUUCACCAUCGCUUGCAUUGACCCAGAACUUCAUACCUCCAACCCAGCUUUCGGCCGCGAUAGAGUUUCUACGGGAUCAACCGGGGUCAGUAUCUGGGUUCAGUACGAAAAGAGUGAGGGAUCCAUAUGGAUUAUUCAUAAAAAGGAUGGAGGAGCAAUAUCCAGUGGAGCUCCAGGCGGCUUUGGAAAAGCUGGAGAAGAAGAAAAAGACAAAGUGGGACACGCUUACUAAUACAAAUGGGCAAGGCUUUAGCUUUGGUUUUGGCUGUGAGGAUAGUGAUGAUGAAGAAUGA
Morchella sextelata is the source of this 996-nucleotide messenger RNA. RefSeq lists its product as uncharacterized. Bases 1 to 996 code for a protein of 331 amino acids. Gene Ontology annotation, cellular component: nucleus. Gene Ontology annotation, molecular function: cis-regulatory region sequence-specific DNA binding. NCBI's taxonomy places the organism in Eukaryota, Fungi, Ascomycota, Pezizomycetes, Pezizales, Morchellaceae. The transcript is spliced from 3 exons. The record is from RefSeq and is a predicted model, not a curated record.